This is a messenger RNA of Fusarium venenatum, 2031 nucleotides long. The record is from RefSeq and is a predicted model, not a curated record. Lineage: Eukaryota; Fungi; Ascomycota; Sordariomycetes; Hypocreales; Nectriaceae.
AUGGCACAGCGUCUGUGUGCUGCGUGUUCGCGCUUCGCAAAAGACUUUGCUGAGGCAGAAGAAAAAGUCUCGUUUCCCCGCGCUCAAACCCUUGCCCCCAACAUCCAUGCUCUUCGAAAAUCAGCGCAGAAUGACUGCCAGCUUUGCCAAAUUAUCUACCAGUCAUAUUUCUAUAACACCUUUGUAUCCUGGUCAGAGGAGACGUUUCCCAUUCACCUCCAGACAUGGUCUUAUAGCCCUGUCCGCGACGACCGGCUGCCUCCCCCUGGUCAAGACCCAAUAAAGCCAGAGUUGUUGUCAAUAGGUGUCGGAAAGACAAUAGAAAGUAGCGUGUGGCAUGGUGAACCACUGAUCGUGAAUAAGAAAACCGAAGCAUUAGUCAAAGCUCGCUAUUCACGCACCUCGAGUUCUAUCGCCGAUCUGUCUUCAGAUGAAGGCGUUGAAAAGGCUGUUGCAUUAGCCAAAAAAUGGUUAGCAACUUGUUGCACCAAUCACACCAACUGUUGUAUGUCUCCUGACAAUCAACAUCUAGCAGAGACAUUACCAACAAGAGUAGUUGAUGUUGGCUCUAAGGACGAAGGACUUGCCCCAAAGCUCUUAAUACCGACUCAUCCCCUUGGGGGUAUUAACUAUGUUGCUUUGAGCUAUGCAUGGGGAUCUGGCCACGACUUCGCAAAGACUACAGCCUCCAAUCUCGAUGAUAUGACCAGAUGUUUGCCCUGGGACAAGCUUGCAAAGACAAUACAGGAUGCCAUUAUAUUCACAAGGAAAUUAUCGAUCAGAUACCUAUGGGUCGAUGCCCUUUGCAUCUUGCAAAGCGAAGGACCAGAUGAUGCACAACAUAGAGCUGAUUGGUCCUAUGAAGCCGCUAGAUUUGGCCAGUACUAUCAAAACGCCACCUUGACGAUCGCGGCAACCGGGGCUAUAUCAUCCAGCGAAGGAUUGUUUCUACGAAGACCGGCACUUGAGUUUGACCCGGAGCCGGUUAUUCUCAAACAAAACACGAAUAGGGGCGAGACUAAUGUCUUUAUCAUUCAACCACCGUCUCCAUUAUGGGCUCCGGCCAUACGAAAUGCUGCUCUUCGAACCAGGGGAUGGGCCAUCCAAGAAAGGGUCUUAUCAAAGAGGAUACUACACUUUGGCGCAAGUUAUUUGCUAUGGGAAUGCCAUGAAAGCCGGGUUACAGAGACGAAUCCCGGCGGCACCGACUCUCUUGCCUAUAGCGAUACAGGUGAAGACUUUAUUUCUGCCUUCAAAGACAUUGAUAACCGCCAGGAAGAUGACAUCAUGAGAUCUUGGUAUCAAUUUAUAGAUAUUUACUCUUCAACAAGCUUUUCUUUCCAUACAGACAAGCUCCCAGCUUUGUCAGGAAUUGCGACUCGGAUCAAAGACCGCUUUCCACAGGACUACAUCGCCGGAAUAUGGGAGUUGGCUAUUCCAGAAGGACUGGCCUGGAUGGCCCGGGAAACGGAAGAGCCCGACCCGGGCUCUGAUCUACCGUCAUGGUGUUGGGCUACCAGACGGUCUGUUUCAUUCUUCUUCGUAUGGGACAAUAACGAUUGGAAUCCAAUGCUAAAAGUCAAGUCCUGGUCAGUCACGGCAAAUGGUCCGCAGACAUCGGGUCAAAUACUCCAAGCAAGAUUGAUUAUUAGUGGCAUUUUCAAAGGAAUAGAUUUAUCCGACCCAAGCUUGAUUUUCAAAUUCGGCUACAACACCGAUGCUGAAUGGACAGACAAUGUCACAAGCCUUACUGCUUUAGACCCUGGGUUCUCAGUGGAUCGGCUUCUAUUCAUUGAUGACGCGAGGUCUAUUAAGACUAUUGGCAACCAUCACCCUUGCCUCUUAAUAGGAAAAGCACAUGUUCCUUUAUCGGAUCUUACAGGGAAAACAUUAGUAGGAGUUGCGCUUAUACUGGAGCCCACAGGCCGUGUGGGAAGGUUCCAAGAGUAUAGAAGAAUUGGGCUUGCAUCUCUCUCCUUCAUGGAAUACUGGGCUGAUGUUCAAGAUAUGAGAACAAUUGAGCUUGUAUAG